Drosophila ficusphila is the source of this 764-nucleotide messenger RNA. RefSeq lists its product as uncharacterized. Bases 71 to 628 code for a protein of 185 amino acids. The transcript has 5 exons. Lineage: Eukaryota; Metazoa; Arthropoda; Insecta; Diptera; Drosophilidae. The record is from RefSeq and is a predicted model, not a curated record.
UUGUCUAUCAAUCCAAAUUUUGUUUCGAAAAACUUGUUCAAAAUUUACUAAUUUUUUUCGCGAUUUAGAUAUGAUGCCUGAUAUUCAUGAGCUUAUAGUGACGUGCAUAAUAUUUUUUUACCGGAUGUUCUUGGUUUUUCGAUCUAUUCAUCCCUUUAAAAAGGACGCACUACUGCUUAUAAUGCACAACAUCCUGCUGUACCACGUGAUUAAUCAGUUCAAGCACUUGGCUCAGGAUUCGAUAGACUCAGAUGGACCCGUGAACACCUUCUAUUAUGUGCCAUUGGUUUAUGAGGAAAGCGCUGCCUUAAGAUCCCAUCAGAGUUGGCACGGGGUCCUUAGGACAUCCAGUUGGAAGUUCUUUGAGGUCCUUUUCAGACAUCAUUUGGCCCUGCUGUUGCCGUUUAAUUUGACCCUCAUUGUGCCCCGCUGCAAGUUGGCCUUCAUUAGCACUUUGGUCCUGGUGUCGAACUUCGUGAUGUUCGUCUGUUUCGCCUCGGCCAUUUGUCAGUUGGUAGUGGCUAACGGACACGCCCACUUUGUGCGCCUCCUGACGAUCCUGUGUUUGGGACCCGUGUGCCAAGGCCUCCUGGUGUGCCGUCUCUUAACCCGAAUGUGGCUCAGCUAGUGGAUUGUUGUUUGAGGCAUGAAAUUUGAUUUGCCGGCACUGAUUGCUGGCCAAAAGCCACACACACACCCCCCGCCCUCAACGUAAUCAGCACCACAGAAGUUAGGAGCAGCGUAUCAAAGCAAUAAACCAACUG